AGGACUCAGAGCCAAUCAGUAGUGGCGUUGCUUUCGCAACUCCACGUCGGCACCAGCUGCGGGGCAAGAUGGAGGCGCUGAUUUUGGAACCGUCCCUGUAUACUGUCAAAGCCAUCCUGAUUCUGGACAAUGAUGGAGAUCGACUUUUUGCCAAGUACUAUGAUGACACCUACCCCAGUGUCAAGGAGCAAAAGGCCUUUGAGAAGAACAUUUUCAACAAGACUCAUCGGACUGACAGUGAAAUUGCCCUCUUGGAAGGCCUGACAGUGGUAUAUAAAAGCAGUAUUGAUCUCUACUUCUAUGUGAUUGGAAGCUCCUAUGAAAACGAGCUGAUGCUUAUGGCUGUUCUAAACUGCCUCUUUGACUCUUUGAGCCAGAUGCUAAGGAAAAAUGUAGAAAAACGAGCUCUGCUGGAGAACAUGGAGGGGCUCUUCUUGGCUGUGGAUGAAAUCGUAGAUGGAGGAGUGAUCCUAGAGAAUGAUCCCCAGCAAGUGGUACAUCGGGUGGCAUUAAGGGGUGAAGACGUCCCCCUUACGGAGCAGACUGUGUCUCAGGUGCUGCAGUCAGCCAAAGAACAGAUCAAGUGGUCCCUCCUUCGGUGAAGACUCCCCGUGGCUGGCUCCUCCUCACCCCCGUCCCCCCAAAUCUGCAUGUCUGCUAUGACUUCUCAUCCAGUCCCCAACCAAUGCUCUCAGGGUCAUCUUGGGGAUCAUAAGGGAUCCUUAAAUCUCCAUUCUUUCCUGUUCCUUUGCACUCUCUUCUGGGAGUAAAAUUCCAGCAGGUUUGGAUGCAAGAAGGGGAAGCACCCUUUUCCUUCCCAGACUGUAUUAUGCUCCAUGUUCUCUUAUCCUCAUAUUUUCUCAACUUCUUUGUCUUUGCUGUAGCUACACUUCAGAUCAAAGCAGGAGAAAGAAUGUGCUGAGUGUUUUCCUCCUUUUGCCUUUACCGGGCCUUCAUCCCAGCAGCGCAUAUGUCCAGCAACAUGGGGGAGGAUUCUUUCUGUAGCAUGACUUGGGGGGGGUAUGGUUAGGGAUGCAUCUAGCAUCAACCCCACUUACUGGCCUAAGUGUUUUCUCCUGUUUUUUCUUAUUGCCCUGUCCUCUGCCGUGGAAAAGAGAUUGGAAACAGUUUAUAGGGAGGGGACAGUAUGGUGGAAAACAGUGAUUUAGAUGUUAUUGGACAGAACUUAUAAAAUGCAUUCUCAACCCUGAUCCUGGUGUACAUAAUGUAAAACUUGCUGUGGCCUGGGAGUGGUCAUUCUAAGACUGUCAAUGUUUUGGUCUAUACCUUACCUCUACCUUUACUACCUAUGAGCUCUUUGUCUGGUUUGUUCUUUGUGUUCCCCGGAGCAAAGCCAAUCCCUGAAACUAAAACUAUAUUCUAGUCUUCAGAAGAACAGUUUCUGCUCAGCGCUGGGGAAGGAAUGGCCUGAGGCUCUCGCCCCCUCAACUCUCCCACAUGCACUUGCUUCUCAGCCUGGGGACUGCUUAACCCUGUCCUGUCUGCCUCAGCAGAGGGCUGGGCUCCCUCCUACUUAGGUGUCUGAGAAUGGUGCCCUUUCUUUGGGAUUGGGAUUUCUCCAGGAAGAUAGGGGAUGCAGCACUUACUCUUGGACCUGUUCUGUGCCCUUCACCCAAAACUCCCUCCCUACAAAAAUGUCUUAGAAAAACCUUCCUGAGAUUUAAGUAUUCUGCUCCAACCAUAACUGCCAGUUCUCCAACACUGAAGUGGAGCACAUAGCUGGGCAUAUUUGAGGGGCAUCUUUGUGCAAGAAAUGUACAGAGUUACGAGAUGGCCACCUUCCUAUACCCCUCUGUGCAAAGACGAAUAAAAUAUUUCUUU
This is a messenger RNA of Castor canadensis (American beaver), 1842 nucleotides long. RefSeq names its product COPI coat complex subunit zeta 1 (gene Copz1). Gene Ontology annotation, cellular component: COPI vesicle coat. Gene Ontology annotation, biological process: intracellular protein transport; retrograde vesicle-mediated transport, Golgi to endoplasmic reticulum; intra-Golgi vesicle-mediated transport. NCBI's taxonomy places the organism in Eukaryota, Metazoa, Chordata, Mammalia, Rodentia, Castoridae. The record is from RefSeq and is a predicted model, not a curated record.